UAUAAACUCCUUCUAUGACUCUCUCUAUCCCUCCCCCGCACCUUUCUCUCUCUUAACAUAUUCUGCUCUUUCUUCCUCUGCAUCCGCCAGUUUCUGUUCUAAGCUUAAGAGAAUGGAGUUCGAAAACCGGUACGGAAUUGCAACGACGCAGAAGUACAACUGUCUCUUGUUCGAUUUGGACGAUACUCUUUAUCCUCUUAGCACCGGAAUCGCAAGAGAGUGUGGGCAGAACAUCAAAGACUAUAUGGUCGAGGAACUCGGUAUACCGAAGGACAAAAUCGUUGAAUUGUCUAAUCUUCUCUACAAGAACUAUGGAACAACAAUGGCCGGUCUUAGAGCGAUCGGAUAUGACUUUGACUACGAUGAAUACCAUAGCUUCGUCCACGGUCGUUUACCGUACGACAACAUAAAACCCGACCCUGUUCUUCGAAGCCUCUUGCUUAGCCUUCCUCUACGAAAAGUCAUAUUUACAAACGCGGAUAGAGUUCACGCGGUCAAGGCGUUGAAGAGGCUGGGAUUAGAGGAUUGUUUCGAAGGGAUCAUAUGUUUCGAAACGCUUAACCCGACGCACACAAAUGCUGCGUCUGGAGAUACCGAGAUUUUUGAUAUCGUUGGACAUUUCGACCGGUCUGAACCGGUUAGUUUACUCCCGAAAACGCCUAUCGUGUGUAAACCGUCCGAAGCCGCUAUUGAGAAAGCUCUCGAAAUCGCCAAUAUUGACCCUAACCGAACGCUGUUCUUUGAGGACAGUGUUCGAAAUGUACAAGCUGGAAAACGCGUUGGUCUCGACACGGUUCUGGUUGGUGCAUCAAACAAAGUCAAAGGAGCAGAUUACGUCUUGGAAAACAUUCACAACAUGAAGGAGGCAAUACCGGAGUUAUGGAAAUCGGACAGAAAAUCGGUUGAUGUUGGAUAUUCCGGCAAGGUCGCCGUUGAGACACCUGUUACAGCUUAGGACUGUUUCACCGUUGUACCUAAUUUUCAUCCACUGUCAUUUUCAAUCUUUUUUCAAAUGACGUUAUGUCAUUUUUGUUUCUCGAGUCGUGUUUAUAAAUUUAAAUAAAAGCAGAAAAUAAUCUCCA
Brassica oleracea var. oleracea is the source of this 1082-nucleotide messenger RNA. RefSeq lists its product as uncharacterized. Bases 113 to 955 code for a protein of 280 amino acids. The record is from RefSeq and is a predicted model, not a curated record. NCBI's taxonomy places the organism in Eukaryota, Viridiplantae, Streptophyta, Magnoliopsida, Brassicales, Brassicaceae. The transcript has 8 exons.